AUGCCCAUGCUCAAAGAUCCCUCGACCAAGUAUCGACUUUUCAGGCCCAUCGACUUACCAAAUCGUCAAUGGCCCUCCCAAACCCUCGAUAGACCCCCACGCUGGCUCGCUACAGACCUCAGAGAUGGCAAUCAGUCUUUGGUUGACCCUAUGGGUUCGGAUCAGAAAUGGCGAUACUUCAAGAUGCUAGUGGAACUUGGCUACAAGGAAAUAGAAGUUUCGUUCCCAUCAGCAUCAGAAACAGACUAUGAGUUCACACGUCGCCUGGUGGAUACCCCGGACGUCGUACCGGAUGAUGUAGCUCUACAAGUUCUCAGUCCUUGCCGGGAAGAUCUCAUAAAACGGACCGUCGAAUCUGUCGAGGGUACAAAAACCGCCAUCCUCCAUCUUUAUCUUGCUACCUCGCCAUGUUUUCAGCAGAUAGUCCUGAAUCAUUCCGAGCAGGAUGGCAUCGCUUUGGCUGUUGCGUGUACCAAAUACGCACGUUCGAUAACGAAAGACAAUCCAUCUUCCAAAACUCACUGGCAAUAUGAAUUUUCCCCUGAAACUUUUUCUGAUUCGAACCUCGAUUUUGUUGUGCAGAUUUGCGAAGCUGUUCGAGCCGCGUGGGAACCUUCCGAAUCUAAUCCCAUCAUCUUCAAUCUUCCAGCGACUGUCGAAAUGUCUACUCCAAAUGUCUACGCAGACCAGAUUGAAUAUUUUUGCCGACACAUAACAGAAAGAAAUAAGAUUUGCGUAUCCCUGCAUGCGCAUAAUGACCGUGGCUGUGCUGUUGCAGCUUCUGAACUUGGACAGAUGGCUGGCGCAAAUCGAGUAGAAGGAACUCUUUUUGGUAACGGCGAAAGAACUGGAAAUGUCGAUCUUGUAACUCUGGCUUUGAACCUUUAUUCUCAGGGAAUCCACCCAAAAGUUGAUUUUUCUGACAUUGACUCAGUCAUUGAUGUUGUGGAAGAGAGCAACAACAUACCGGUUAACCCACGUGCUCCGUAUGGAGGAUCGCUCGUCCAGUGCGCUUUUAGUGGCUCACACCAAGACGCGAUUAAGAAAGGGUUCCAAGCGCGAGAAGGGCUUAAGGACGGAGAUCCAUGGCUGAUACCGUACCUCCCCCUCGACCCUCAGGACAUUGGCCGUACAUACGAAGCUGUCAUUCGUGUCAAUUCGCAAAGUGGGAAAGGCGGUGUUGCAUGGAUCAUCCAGAGACUCAUGGAACUCGACCUUCCCCGUGGUCUCCAAAUUGCCUUUUCGAAAGUCGUUCAACAAAGAGCCGACGCCGUUGGGCGAGAAUUGCUGGCUAAGGAAAUUCAAACGCUAUUCCAAGAUACUUACCAUCUCAAGGGCGCCCCUCGCUUCACUCUUGUCGACUACAGCAUUGCACCUGAACGCUCCGUACCGUUCGUCCCAGAAGAAGGCCGCAGUCAGAACACGCAAAACUCGAUGAGAAGAUUCGAAGGUGUGGUGGACUGGGACCGAAAGGAGCACAGGAUCACAGGCCUUGGAAACGGGGCGCUUUCUUCUCUAGCGGACGCCAUGCACAUGCUCGGAAUCGAUCUGGAUGUUGUAAAUUAUAACGAGCAUGCCAUCGGUAAAAAUAAGAACGUCCAGGCGGCCACAUAUAUUGAGUGCACGGCAGCUGGCAGUAAGGAACGGGUGUGGGGUGUGGGCAUCCACGACGAUGUGUUUCAGGCUAGUUUGAAUGCUUUCCUUUCUGCAGCUUCAUCGUUCAUGGACAGUCGACCAAACGGGCCUUUGUCUGUUCCACAAUAG
Molecule: messenger RNA, 1764 nt
Organism: Letharia columbiana
Lineage: Eukaryota; Fungi; Ascomycota; Lecanoromycetes; Lecanorales; Parmeliaceae
Exons: 6
Coding region: 1-1764 (587 amino acids)
Biological process (GO): L-leucine biosynthetic process
Cellular component (GO): mitochondrion
Molecular function (GO): 2-isopropylmalate synthase activity
Source: RefSeq, a predicted model, not a curated record